Messenger RNA from Gambusia affinis (western mosquitofish), 5936 nucleotides. RefSeq lists its product as uncharacterized. The record is from RefSeq and is a predicted model, not a curated record. Bases 684 to 5201 code for a protein of 1505 amino acids. The transcript has 2 exons. Gene Ontology annotation, biological process: DNA integration. Gene Ontology annotation, molecular function: nucleic acid binding; zinc ion binding. NCBI's taxonomy places the organism in Eukaryota, Metazoa, Chordata, Actinopteri, Cyprinodontiformes, Poeciliidae.
ACAUGCCUGCAGGCUGUUUGUUUCUCUUUCCCCUCCCCCUUUGUCUCUUCACAGGUAUUAGGGAAAGCUGGUGUCAAUCUCCCUUGAUUGAUCCUCAUCAACCAUGGGCCAAUCAGCAUCCAGGGAGGCCUUAUUUAAGCAGCCCAGCUGGGGAGAGCGAGGCAACUGACUUUGUUACCUGACGCAUGUCUUGUUGCUCUUUGUAUGAAGGUUUGUGGUGGGAGUUAGAGGGUGAGGUAAGUUUGGGGUACCCUGUACAAUUCAUCACGUAGGUGUUUGUUCUGUUAGAUACACUAGGUAAGUAGGUGGGUGCCGCCCAUGUAAAGUUUUGGUGGAAACUUUUGUUAGAUUAGAUAGGCAGGGUUUUUGUUUUCUUUUGUUUCUCUAGCACAGACGGAAGUUAGGCCCUGUUUUGUUUUAUUAUUUUCUUUGAUUUGGCACCACCUAACCACCCCUUUCUCCCCCACAGUUUGUGUGAGCCUUCUGGGAUUUUCAUUAUCAAUAAAUCCCUCCUUUUUUACAACAUUCACUUGGAUUCUGUCAAUUUGUUGUGGCUGUCGUGUUACUGCCCUCCUCACAAAAAGGGGGGGCCGUAACACAAGUGGGGGCUCGUCCGGGAUCUCCAUUUUCCCUGAGCUGUAGACAUCCAUAAUAAGUUGAGAGAUCCUUGUGUCUGUUUAGAAAUGAGUUUCAGCUUAGAGGAUUUUGUACAGGCUCCUAGCCAUGAACAGCUGGAAUUGUGUCGUAAGGACGACUUGUUAUGUCUGGCUGAGCAUUUUGACAUUUCAGUGAAAAAACACUUUUCAAAAGCUGAAAUUAAGAACAUUGUUGUUCAAAAGCUGGUUGAGAUUAAAGUCCUAGGGGACCCAAGCAAAAUGGAUGUAGAUGUUUGUGAUGUUCCUUCUGUUGAUUUAGGACGCCCUCCUUCAAAAGAUGAAGGAGUUGCUGUACUGGCAACGCCACCAAGGGGGUUGGCAGAGCCCCAGGCGCCCCCUGCGACUUUACCACGGUUCGAUCCAGUGUCGCCAGAGCUCAGUGGCUCCGGUGGUAAUGUCAGACUCAAGGUUCGGCUGGCUCGCCUACAGCUGGAGGCACAGGAGAGGGAGUUGAUAAGAAAAGCUGAGUUUGAUUUCAAACUUGAAAUGCGCAAGUUGGAAAUUGAAGCUGAAAAGGAGAUUAAGCUGAAACAGCUAGAGGUGGAAGCGAUGAGACUUUCACAUGGCACCUCGCCUCCUCGUUCAUCUGUGUACUCUGAUUCUCCACAGGUGGUGUCGGACAAACACAAGUUUGAUGUCAGCAAGAAUAUUGCUUUGGUGCCUGUGUUUAGGGAGUCAGAAGUGGACUCUUACUUCAGUGCAUUUGAGAGGAUUGCUGUGGCACUGGAGUGGCCAAAGGAGAUGUGGGCUGUUCUAAUGCAGUGCAAGCUCAUAGGUAAAGCACAGGAAGUUGUGUCAUCACUGUCAACAGAGGAGGGCAUGAAGUAUGAGGUACUGAAAAAGUCAAUCUUGCGUGCUUAUGAACUUGUACCUGAAGCUUACAGGCAAAAAUUCAGGAACCAUAAGAGGUCUAGUGGCCAGACCUAUGUGGAGUUUGCACGUGAGAAGGGACUACUUUUUGAUAAAUGGUGUGCUGCAAGUGAGGUUAAAGGUGACUUUGAAUCCCUUCGCCAACUAAUUCUGUUGGAGGACUUUAAGAACACAUUGCCUGAGAGACUGGUGGUUUUCCUGAAUGAGCAAAAGGUGGCCUCUUUAUCUAAAGCAGCCAUUGUUGCUGAUGAGUUUAUGUUGACCCACAAGAAUGUAUUUGUGUCUGUACCUCGUGCAGAUAAAGUUUUGAACAUUCGUCAACAAAAACCUGACCCCACUCAGUCAGAAGCUAAGGCUAAGCAGCAAUCUCUUUCUCCACGUGAGGUAAGGGAGUGUUUUUACUGUCAUAAAAAAGGCCAUGUCAUUGCUGACUGCCUUUCAUUAAAGAGCAAGGCUUUGACAACACAGACAAAAGGUGUUGGGUUGCUUAAAAAUGUGUCAAACUCCAGCAACCAAACUACUAAAAAUGAGAAUGAACUAGAUCCCUGUUUCAUACCUUUUGUUACCCAGGGUCUUGUUUCUUUAACAGGGGAUCCUAAGGAUGGCCGACAAGUCAAAAUCCUGAGGGACACCGGUGGUUCCCAGACGAUCAUUCGGGAGGGUAUUUUGUCUUUGCCUGUCAUGUCAUCUUGUCAGUCCAGAGUAGUUGUUCAAGGUAUUGGAAUGACCUUUGUAUCUGCACCACUGCAUAAUAUCCACCUUGACUCAUCUCUUGUGAGUGGUUUCUGCAGGGUUGCUGUUCUUCCCACCUUGCCCAUAAAGGGGAUUGAUCUCAUUCUAGGGAAUGACUUGGCAGGUGGAAAGGUAUUGCCUGUGCCUGAGGUGUUGGACACUCCUGACACAAGUGUAGUCUUUGAACCAAUGCCUAACAUUUUCCCUGCUUGUGUGGUUACGCGGGCCCAGUCAAAGAAAUACAAUCUUGAUUUGUCUGACUCUUUUCUUGCUACAGAGCAGACUCAAUCAGCCGGAUCGGAGACUGAACUCAACAAAUCUAAAAAUGUAUUUCCUCUUCCAGGACCAGAGAUGAUGAAAUUACCAGCCUCCAGGGAGGAAUUCAUUGCUGCUCAAAAACAGGACAAGACUCUGUUGAAAUGUCAUUCUUCUGUUCUUACCCAGGAGGAAGCCCAGGGGAAGAAGGUGGCAUAUAUGGUUGAUGAUGGUCUCUUGUUGCGACGCUGGGCUGGUGAAAACUUGGAAGACUGGAGUACCGUUUAUCAGGUGGUUGUGCCAACAAGGUAUCGCAUGCAGGUGCUAGCAUUAGCACACGAUCACCCACUGUCGGGGCAUCUGGGUAUAAAUAAAAUGUAUAACAAAGUUCUCAAACACUUCUUUUGGCCAGGUCUCAAAUCUGAUGUUUCACUUUAUUGUCGUACUUGCCAUGUCUGCCAAGUUGCAGGCAAGCCAAACCAGGUUAUACCUCCUGCUCCUUUGUCCCCAAUUCCAGUUGUGGGUGAACCAUUUGGAAGGGUGAUUGUAGAUUGUGUGGGGCCUUUGCCAAAGUCUAGAAGUGGAAACCAGUUCAUUUUGACUAUAAUGUGUGCUUCCACCAGGUUUCCUGAAGCCGUGCCCCUGCGGAGGAUCACAGCUCCCAUGAUUACCAAGGCUCUGGUAAAGUUUUUCUCAGUGUUUGGUCUUCCCAAAGUUGUCCAAACAGACCAGGGCACAAACUUUAUGUCUAGAACCUUUGCCCAGGCACUAAAACAGUUGGGUGUAGAGCAUGUCACCUCAAGCUCUUACCACCCUGAAAGCCAAGGUGCACUUGAAAGGUUUCACCAGACAUUAAAAGCGAUGCUGAGAAAAUACUGUAUGGGUACAGAGAAGGACUGGGAUGAAGGUAUCCCAUUUCUAUUGUUUGCCGUGCGUGGAACAGUGCAGGACACUUUAGGUUGUAGUCCUGCUGGACUUGUGUUUGGACAUGAGGUUAGGGGACCUUUAAAUGUCCUUAAAGACCAACUAAUCUCUUCCUCUCACUCUGUAAAAAGUAUUCCAGAGUAUGUUUCAAAGAUGAGAGAGCGCCUUCAGACAGCUUGUGCACUUGCGCAGAAAGCCUUGGCCUCAAAGCAGGUCAAAAUGAAACGACAUUAUGACCAGAAAGCAGUCACUCGUGAGUUUAACCCUGGUGAUAAGGUUUUGAUUUUGCUGCCCAUCCCUGGCUCUUCUUUGGAAACGAAGUUCUCUGGGCCAUAUGUGGUAGAAAAGAAACUUAGUGAAACAAACUACAUUGUUCAAACUCCUGAUCGCCGCAAGACCAGGCUUUGUCAUGUCAAUAUGAUAAAACUGUAUCAUUCAAGAGAGACCGACCAACCAACCCAGAAUCGGGUUAAACCCAUUUCCCCUGUAACCUGUGUGACAAAGUCAGCUGAGGAGGAUAUGGUAACACGCAAAGAUCCUCCACAAGUUGCAAGGCUUAGUAAUAGUGAAAUACUGGCUAACCUGCCUGACUAUUUGUCACAUUUAUCAGGUGACCAAGUGGAGGACAUCACAAAACUCAUAUCAGACUUCCAAUGUCUGUUUGGGGAUGUUCCUACCAAGACUAAUGUGGUGUCUCAUGACAUUGUUCUCUCCAAUCCUGCACCUAUAAAGCAGAGAGCAUACCGUGUCAAUGCCACAAAGAGGGAGCUCAUGAAAAAGGAAGUGGAGUACCUUGUUAAAAAUGGACUUGCCAUUCAGAGUUGCAGCCCAUGGAGUUCUCCAUGUCUAUUAGACAUGAAGGCUGAUGGAAGUCCAAGGUUCUGCACAGACUUUCGUAAGGUGAAUGCUGUCACAGUCCUUGAUGCACACCCGUUGCCACUCAUUGAAGACUGUAUUGAUGAAAUCGGACCAGCAAAAUUUGUCACUAAACUUGACAUGCUGAAAGGGUAUUGGCAAGUACCUCUAACCCAACAGGCCUCAGAUAUCUCAGCUUUUGUUACACCAGACUGUUUUCUUCAGUACACAGUGAUGCCUUUUGGGCUCUGUAAUGCACCAGCUACAUUUCAAAGGCUUGUAAAUAGAGUACUGGGAGAUGUGUCAAACUGCCGGGUAUAUCUAGAUGACAUUGUGGUAUAUUCAAGUGACUGGUCUACCCAUCUUUCUGUUUUGCUUGAGGUCUUCAAACGUCUUUCAGCUGCAUCACUGACGCUCAAUCUUUCUAAGUGCGAGUUUGGAAAAGGUACCAUUGUCUAUCUGGGUCAACAGGUUGGUGGAGGAAAAGUGUGUCCUGUGGAUGCAAAAGUCAAAGUAAUUUCUGACUUUCCUGUUCCUUCAAGCAGGAGGGAGCUCCGUCGAUUCCUGGGGAUGGCAGGAUUUUACCGUCGCUUUUGUAAAAACUUUUCUACGGUAGCUGCUCCUUUAACAACUUUGACCAGUCCUUCUACACCUUUUAUUUGGUCUGAUGAAUGUCAGCAUGCUUUUGAACAUCUAAAAGGAUUGCUCUCAUGUUCUCCUGUUCUUUCCGCCCCAAAUUUUAGUCUGCCAUUUAAACUGGACAUAGAUGCCAGUGCUGUUGGGGUAGGAGCUGUCCUUCUGCAGGAUGAUAAAGACGGAAUAGAGCAUCCCGUAAGCUACUUCUCAAGGAAGUUUAAUCUUCAUCAAGGAUGUACAAUCAAAAUCAAAGACUUAUGCGGUGGGCUUUGAUCAUUCAGGAGUACAACCUGAAGAUCUGCCAUAAAAAGGGGUCUGAGAAUGUAUUGGCAGAUGCUUUGUCACGUGCUUUUUGAGCUUGUUUUCUUUUACCUGGAGUAUUCCAAACAUUUAUGUUUGGACUUAUAAGGGUGGGGGUGUUACAUGCCUGCAGGCUGUUUGUUUCUCUUUCCCCUCCCCCUUUGUCUCUUCACAGGUAUUAGGGAAAGCUGGUGUCAAUCUCCCUUGAUUGAUCCUCAUCAACCAUGGGCCAAUCAGCAUCCAGGGAGGCCUUAUUUAAGCAGCCCAGCUGGGGAGAGCGAGGCAACUGACUUUGUUACCUGACGCAUGUCUUGUUGCUCUUUGUAUGAAGGUUUGUGGUGGGAGUUAGAGGGUGAGGUAAGUUUGGGGUACCCUGUACAAUUCAUCACGUAGGUGUUUGUUCUGUUAGAUACACUAGGUAAGUAGGUGGGUGCCGCCCAUGUAAAGUUUUGGUGGAAACUUUUGUUAGAUUAGAUAGGCAGGGUUUUUGUUUUCUUUUGUUUCUCUAGCACAGACGGAAGUUAGGCCCUGUUUUGUUUUAUUAUUUUCUUUGAUUUGGCACCACCUAACCACCCCUUUCUCCCCCACAGUUUGUGUGAGCCUUCUGGGAUUUUCAUUAUCAAUAAAUCCCUCCUUUUUUACAACAUUCACUUGGAUUCUGUCAAUUUGUUGUGGCUGUCGUGUUACUGCCCUCCUCACAAAAAGGGG